This is a messenger RNA of Porites lobata, 12287 nucleotides long. The record is from the annotation of a GenBank genome assembly. Lineage: Eukaryota; Metazoa; Cnidaria; Anthozoa; Scleractinia; Poritidae.
AUGUAUAAAGAAGAGGGGGAUGAGCUUUUAGUCACCUCAGGUGCAACCUAUAUUGCUGUGGUUGCCAUCGAUUUUGGCACAACCUUUAGUGGCUUUGCUUUCGCCUUCAACCACAAAGAUGGAGAGAAAGGUAUCCAUAUGAAUAAAGAAUGGGGGACAGAUCAAGGCUACGCUACAAUGAAAGCUCCCACCUGCUUGCUGCUAAACCCAAACAAGAGUUUCAAUUCGUUUGGAUAUGAAGCACAAGAUAGAUUUGCUGAACUCGAGGAGGAGGAGGCCAGAGAAUAUUAUUACUUUGAAAAAUUUAAAAUGGUUCUUCACAAAGAUGAGGUAAUACUUCUAUUAAGCUUCCAAUUAUUUUUAGGGGUUCCAAUUGGUCAAAAUAAUUAGUAUUGUAACGUAGAUUUGUUGCUGAAACCUAAGGCAAAUUCACAACAUAACCCAGCCCUCUUCCCAACUACUUUCUGAAUAUAAACGUGUUGGCUAGUGCUCCCGAGCUGUUGACAUUAUUACAAGCAUUUUGUUAUUUUUCAAUUAGAACUUGAACAGAGAAACUACUUUGAAGGCAAGCAACGGGAGAGAUAUGGACGCUCUGACCAUAUUCACAUAUUCAAUAUAUUAUAUCCGCACGAAAGCCGUUGAAGUUAUCCGGGAGAGAACUGGUGAUGAAAACUUCGGCUAUGGUGAUGUGCAAUGGGUGCUGACUGUGCCGGCAAUUUGGAAGCCAGCAGCUAAGCAAUUUAUGAGAGAAGCAGCAUAUAAAGUAAGGCGUUUAAAAACAACUAUCAUUUUAAUGUGUUAUUCGCAAUGUUGGUUCUCUUCUUUAACCUUUUAAAAAUUGAGAGUGAUCAGCAUUAAAUUUCUCCAUGCUUAAAGCUCACAAGAUGAACCUAAUUGGCACUUUGACUACUUUGCUCCUAUAUUUCCUAGGACAUGUAUAAAUAGUGGCAACAAUUGAAAUUACCGUUUAAAGGGCUAGAAAUCUUAUACGAUUGAUAAGAACAAAAAACAACAACAACAAUAACAGAAAUAAUGAUAAUGAUAAUGAUGAUGAUGAUAAUAAUGAUAAUAAUAAGACAUGGAAAGAGAAUUGAGAAAACUGUGGAAAUUGUUAUCGGAGCACUGGGCACAAUCCCAAAAGGAUUAGUUGGCCAUCUUGAGAGCAUAGGUGUGAAUCUUGAUGUGGCUCAGAUUCAAAAGACUGCCUAAUAUUUAAUAGGAAUAGCAUGAAUCCUCUGACGGGUUCUUGACUACUAAGGUUGCAGGGUGUGACCUGUACCUGGAACUGGCUAGGAGUUGAUCAACACUGAGAGUAUAUACAAAAUAACAAUAACAACAAAAAUAAUAAUAAUAAUAAUAAUAAUAAUAAUAAUAAUAAUAAUAAUAAUAAUAAGAGUAAUAAUUUUUUUUAAAGAUACACACUUUUGGUUUAUUAAUAAGACUAAAUUGUAUAAUUAAUAAUAAUAAUAAACUUUUAAUAAUGACACUAAUUUUAUUAAAAUCUUAUAAAAAGAUGCACACAAAACUUCAGUAAAAUAUUCAUAGAUCAAUACAAAGUUCUGGCAAAACCCCUUCCCAAUUCAAAAUUCCAAGAAAUCUCAUAGAGUUAUAAAAAAAAUCAAGUCAAAAGUGUCAAUGGAUGAGAUAAAUGUCAAUGCCCUGAUUCUAAUAAUAUGGAUAAGAUUCGGAUCGAUGAGUGGAAAUAUAAAUCUAUUGCUGUUCAUUUUCCGUACCAAUUUCCCAAUAAGAAGAUGUAACUAAAGAUUAAGAGAUCGAUGAAAAAAAAAACAUUUAAAAAUAAGGAAACACAUCAAUAGUCCGAUUGAAUGGCACCUUCAACAACUUGAACGUCAAUAGCAACAUUCGUAAUGUCACAUGGCACUCUUCUUGUCCCAGAGCCUCUAAGACAAGCCAACGCAGAUCUCAAGAGUGCGAAUGAGGUUCUGGUUCUGAUCCAUGAGAUGGUUUUGGCAUACUGCUACCCUUUUUUGAUGGCAAUCAGCUUUGCUAAAUGGCUAUGAUACAUCAAGCACUCCUUUCCCAUUCCGCCAGUUGUGGUGAAGACCAAAGGUGUGAAUGCUCCAUGCUUGAUGUCCAGAACUCUCCUUGAGUAGAGACACUUUUUCUCGUUCUUAUGGAUACGAUAAAUUUGUUGUGGCUUUAAGUCCCUAUAUGAUACAGCUUUAGGGUGACAGACCCUCGCAUCGAAGAAUGUUGAUCUAUGGCAUUCCCAGAAACCAUGUGUGCAGAUAUCUAACCUCGCAUCCUGAGCUUUAUUAGAUCCUCUGUUUAAAUGUUCGCCAGAGAUGUCUUGCAGGACAAUAAUAACAAUAAUAACAAUAAUAAUAACAAUAAUAAUAAUAAUAAUAAUAAUAAUAAUAAUAACAAUAAUAAUAAUGUGUGUGACCAGUGCAGUAUGUGCACUGGCAACUGAGUAGGAAGGUCAAACUGAAACGUGCAGAUCAGUGGUACCAACAUACCCCGAGAGGCAGAGAGUCUGGAUUGGGUCAACUGACAACUGACAAAUAGCCUAAAAUUUAACCAUCGCCAGAAAUUUCAAAUCAACAUGCGCAAGUAUCCUAGUAGUAUUUAUGUUAAACUUAAUGAAUACGUACCUCAGUUGCAGGUUUUAUCCGUUUCGGUUUUAAGGUAAACAGAUGUGCAAAUUGACUGUAAAGGACUUGUAUGGCUGUCGGCGAUAAAACGCCGAAACAGGGCCCAGUUAAAGUGUUCCAGUUCGCGUCCAAGUUCGUCGGGUACAACCACUUUGCAUCGGUUCUGCGAGUUAAAGAUGCUCACUUUCAGGUCCAGUUACAUUUUGCACUUCCCGAUAGAAAGUUCUUUCGGUUUUUUAACUUUGAAAACACCGUAAAUUUCAGUAUGGACUCCACGGCGAAAUUUUCCGAUAUUCAAUAUCUCCGGGAAAAAUCGUCCAAAUUUCUUGCAAAACGUCUCUUUCGAGAGAUAAUACACAUUUGAGAAUAAUUGACAGUUUUUUCGUUCAGCGGCUUCUUUUUGAGUGUAAAUAUGGUCAUGUUUGUGUAUCGUAAAAAUGAGCCCGUACUCGGCCAGAUCUCAACGGUGAGUGUAAAAGGAGGAAUGAGUUUGCGGAAUGGCAUGUGGCGCGGCUUGCGGAAUGACAAAAUUAUGCGCAAUGUAAAAUGUGGAAAUUGGCGCAAAGAAAUAAAUUAAACUGAAAGGCAUGCGCGCGUAAUUGCCGCGCCUUUUUUGGCGCCAAUUUGAGUGAGCAACUGCUUUACUGGUUCACGCAUAUAAAAACAUACCUGAGACGGCUAGGGUUCCUGAAGGCAGCCUCCAAACGAAAGCAUUGAAGUCCGGUAAAUAUAGUGAGGCGUGACCAAAAUAAAUACUUGUGCGUUUGAUUUUUUGCUUCUUCAAAAACUGUCGGCACCGAAAAUGUUACUCCUUCGAUCAAGAAUUUCGUUGCGUUACUACCUUGAUUUCGUGACUGUCAUUUUGACAGCUCCGUCUCUUCAAACGUACGUUGUGCCACGUGCAGUCACGGAACAGACUGUCACGCAGAGUCGCGGGCAGGUAAAGUUCAGUGUUUCAAAAUGGCUAAAAUUGACCCAGUUUCACCUUUUAACCCCAUUCUUUGAUUGAAAAAAGCAAUUUUGCAAAGGGAAAACCUACAAGACGUACGAAAAACGAUCCUUUAGGCUGUAAAUAUCUAUUUAUGUGCGUUUCGAAAUUGGAAGUGUUUAAUUACACGUGCAAAAUACAGACAAUUACCGCCCGCCUACCAUGAAAAUUCCUGAACUUCGAUGGUGUCUUACAGAGAUUUCCUUCACUUACCCAAGCCAAUUCCCAGGUAUGUUUUAAAUGAAUGUCUAAGUGUGUGAUUUAAAUAGCAAGAAGAGAAUUUGGAGUUAUACCACAUGUUAAAUCUUGCCGUCGAAAAUGAGUAACGAACUUAAAUUUUUGUUAUCCUGGAAACCUAUCCCUCAUUUUUAAAAUUAUUUCAGUACGACCAGCUUCCCUAUUGUCCAGAAAGUAUCUUCUAGUGGAAGGAAAAGAUUUUUUCUGUUCGUGGAAAGUGUCCAAAUUUCUCCAUCCAGCUUCGUUUGCGAACACGAGGAAAGUUGAUGAGACUCCGACAUCGAAAACCGAAUGGAUCUUCUAUUCUUUCUCACGAAUAAAAGGCUUUCGGCGGGAACAAUCUACGUUAGGUUUCUUAUAUUCCUAAAAGCUAUCUAUGAACAAAAAUGAAAGAAAUUGAUUUUUCAACUCUUGCCACGAAAUUAAGAUUUUGGUCGAUUUUUCUGUUUCGCACGUCUCAAGUUCGCAACUGAGGAAACAAAAUACAAGAUUCGAUUCAUCUCUGAAUAUUGUCAGUUAUGUCACGAUCACGUACGGUUUCGAAUACAAAUACAGGUAACAAGAAACUGUUAAGUUAAUUGUACAAACAUCUUUUGCAGAAAAAAUUAAAGUAGAAGGGAGCGUGACCUUCGAAAACAUCUUUUCUUCAAUAGAGGAAGAAUCUUUUUGGCUGUGCCGAAAAGGCUGGUCGACAAUGAGCGUGGUUUUUUGAUUGUCAUCGUAUGUUAAGCCCGCAACAUUAAAACAGCGGCUGCGUUUGCAAAUUGAUUGGCGCCAAAAAAGGGCGUUCUUUUCAGUUUAAUCUAUUUCUUUGGAUCAUUCAGCUCCGUAAAUUAAAUUCCGCAUAAUUAUGUCAUUCCGCAAACCAUGCCACAUGCCAUUCUGCAAACUCAUUCCGCCUUUUACCCUCACCGAGAUCUGACAGCGCCUUAGAUCAUUAAAAGAAACUUAUUCAUAUAAUUAGCACGAAAAUUUUGUGUCGAAAUUUCCGGCGUGAAAUUUGGCAUUUGCCUUGGGUUUCACUGACAACUGACAAAGGACCCGAUUGUCCCUUAUUUUCUUCAUAACCCGUUUUUAAGGCCUUAAAUAGAAUUGUCCCACUCUUUUCGUCUGACAAUGUGAUCAAAUGUGCGUUUUGGGGGUAAUCUUAGCAGCAAGACACUUAAAUGUCAUAUUUCGUUAAUGAUUUACUGUAAAUGUAACAUCUGUUGUAAAUGAAUUGCACUCCUCUGAGAACGCGCCAGCGUGCGAUGGUUGAUAACGAGGGCGGUGCAAAAACAGUUGCAAGUUUUUACCGUGAUGAUUCAAAUAAGGUCUCCUUUGGCCUUCCUUACGAUCCCCGUCCCAAUAUUAUAGCUGUCAAUUUUUCUGAGUGGAAUGCGGGAGAUUUUCACCUUGUCAUGAACGAGAUUUCGGGAAACGUCCCGGCGACUUCCGAAAAUUUCCGACGAAUUUCCGAAGACUUCCGAACGAUUCCCGAACGUUGCUGAAAACUAAAUGUCCCCAGACGUUCCGAAGACGUUUGAGUACUUCCGAAGCUACUUAAAAGACGACAAUUUUAGCGAGCUUUUGUUUCGUUAUAGUGUGCAAAACAGUCCGUUCUUUUGCGUAUUAAAGUACUUGCGAACAGUCGUGUGAAACUCGAGCUCUUCACGCGCGUGAGACUCUAACGCUAUUCUUUCGCUACGCUAAACCGACUUUGAAGAUAAAAGACCGACUGUUUUGCAGUCUAGUUAGAACACAAAAAAGUACACAAAGUCAUCAUGUGUUAAAGAAGAGUUUGUCCUCAUUUGCGAGUCAGGCGUGAGGAAUUGUCCUUGAUGCGUGAGAUCGAUGUCUUUAGACCACAGGCGUGAGAGUUGGCAGGUAUACAAUAUUCUGAAGAUACAAAUUUUGAUUGGCCUAAUGGUUGGAAAUUUUAAACUCUGUUAGCAAAAACGUUCGAGUAGAGAAGAGAAGCGCAAAACUUGAGAAAUGGAGGGUCACCUAAAAUGCUUACACUAGCAAAGCUAAUAAAAAUUAAGGUACCAUUGCAUCAGUUUUCGAAUUUAACGUUUAAAUUAUAUUAUAUGUGCCUCUUAGCGAAUUGUGAUCGGCGGAACAUUGAGAGCUGUAUCCGAUAUGUUCGAAAUAUACACGUUAGUAUCAGAGUGAGGACUGCUUUGGGACCUUUAGGAGCUUGUUAUUGCUUGCUUCAAUAGUUAUUGACCAAGCAAUGUAAACCCUUUAAGCCUGAGAUCACAAUCAAUAUUAUAAUAAUAAUAAUUAUGAUAAUAAUAAUAAUAGUAAUAAUAAUAAUAAUAAUAAUAAUAAUAAUAAUAAUAAUAAUAAUAACGGCAACGGCAAUGGCAACAACAACGACAACGAUAACGAUAACAAUAAUAGCAAAGAUAAACCUGCUUGCUGAAGACAGUAGCUUAUAGAAUUAGAUACACAACCUCGUCCCCAGGGUGCUUUUCCCUGGCUUUGGAGGUGGGAGACAAGGUGGUUAGAUAGAAUUGGCGUCUUGUUGUGAGUCAUUUUAAAACUAUUUCCCUGUUAUUUUAGGCGGGCUUAGCAUCACCAUCCAAUCCAGAGCAGGUGCUUACUGCAUUAGAGCCUGAGGCGGCCUCAGUAUACUGCAGAGAGCGUAAAGUGUGGGAGUUUAUCAAUGAGUGCGGGAGCGCUGAGUCUUCAUUGAUCGACACUCUUUCUUAUCCAAAAACGCAGUACGUGGUGGUCGACAUCGGAGGUACGAAAAAUGAAUUACAGAAUUAACUACUGAUCUUAAUAGUUUUAAGCAUGUCAUCCAGAGCUCUUCAAGGAGUGAAGUCAUCAUCAUCAUCAUCAUCAUCAUUAUCAUCAUCAUCAUCAUUUUCACCCUCCGUCUUCCCCUCAUUUUCAUCAUCAUCAUCAUCAUCAUCAUCAUCAUCAUCAUCAUCAUCAUCAUUUCCAUCCUUACAAUCAUCACAGUCAUUAUCAUCAUCAUCAUCAUCAUCAUCAUCAUCAUCAUCAUCAUCUUCACCCACCUUGUCCUAAUCAUCCUCACCAUCAACCUCGUCCCCAGGGCUUUUACCUCAAAAAAUGGGUGGGGCGGGAAAAGGCCCUGGCAUCGGCUGGUCACGUGUCUCCUCGCACACCCUAGAAUCCUGGGUGUAAUAAAUUAGCGCCAUGUGAAAAGCUAAAAUUAUGCGUAACCUCACAGCGCGCGAUCUUGGGCAACCUUUUAUAUCUCUUGACGAUUAACGAAAAGUUUUACAAGGUUUCCUUUAUGUCACAGAUACUGGCUAUGAUAAUUUUUUGCUUUCCUCCUAUUUCUAUGAAGGGGACAGCGAGUAAUAUUUGUAAAACUUCUGUUUAUAGAGCGGUAUAAAUGACAAACAAGCUAUCGUACGUGCAUAAAGGUUGUGUUGGAAAAGUCCGCUUUCUCUACUCUUCUGAUAUUUUAUUUCAUUUCUUGCGAAGUGGGCCGCCGUACAUAGCCUAGUUCUAUUCACCUUAACUCUCAGCCAUAUCAUAUUGACACGCGUUGGUUUAGACUUAUCCUGUAUGACCUGUAUUUUUAAAAAAUUCAUUGACCUCUGCGAUCAAACGAAUGGCAACAAAAAAAAUGGGUCUAUUUAAAAUUGACAGAGCUGUAGUUGAUUCCAAUCGAUCAGUCAAUCUUCCCUUUGAUAUAAGGAAAAUCCUUUGUACUUAUCCUCGGAAUAGAAAAGAUAUAAGAGUUCUUCAAAUGUUUCAGAUCGGCGACCUGUCAUCGUUCCUGGCUUGAGGGCUGACUUGUAUCCGGCGCGGAGAUUUGUUUGUUUCAUGGUCGCGGGUUGUAGAGAAGACCAGACUUCAUAAAGCAUUUGAUGAACUAUUCUAUUUCAAUUAAGUUCAAUUUCUUUAAAUUCACUGCAGAUCCUGAAGGCAAAGGCCCGCAUUUUUGUUUGACAUUGGACAAAAUCACUUCCCGCUUGACUGUUCAGUAAUUCCACAGUCACGAUGAAGUUUACAGGGUGUUUCAAAAGUUCGUUCCGAUUUUUUAUUCGCUUAAAUUUCACUAAUUAAAAAAAAAAAUCCUUUUCUAAAACUUUUGGUAUGUUAUUCAUUAUUCACUCAACAUUGAAUAACUAAAAUAUUAGUAAACAGAAUGUCUUUUUGUAUGUUUUCUGACAUUUUCUAAGCAGUGAGGUAUAGAAUGUACGAGCUCCCAAAGCGUGUCCAAAGUCACAUUCUUCCAGGCGAAGCGUAGUCACUGUCUUAGCUCGUCCAGUGUUUUGGGGGCGGGAGCUUUGUAUGUUGUCUCAUCUACGAUAAUCCAGAUGGUCUCUAGGGGGUUCACAUCAAGUGAGUUUGCCGGCCGGUCCUCCUUUGGUGUAAAGUUUGCAAAUCCUUCUGACACCAAGCCUGCAUGAAGUGUGCACCGCCUUUUUCUGUUCAAGGCUUUCCAACCUUUUCUGGUAACUUAUCCCCAUACCGUUGUGCUCGAAACUUUGAUCGAUAAUGUAAAGUUGAAUUUUUUUUACCUUUCUGUUUUGUGGAAUAAUUUGGCAUAUACUUACGGCUUUUUCGAAAAUAUUUCUCACACAGUUUGUGAAAAAACGGCCAUCCACUCCUUGGUUUGUGUUCUAAGGUCUUUACUUUUGACCACUUGUUCGGUCAUCGUUCAGACUUCUUCAAUUUUUUUUGGACUGAAUGGCCAGAAGACCAUAAAAUUAGAUGCCUGAGCUCUAGCACAAACAGUGUACGCCUUCAUUUUCGUGAAGGAGUAGAGGAAAUAAAAGAAAGCGUUAAAAAUACCAAAAUAGAAAACCUUCAAAAUGAGCAGGAAAAGUAUGGCGGGAAAAACCUCGUGUACGUGUACAGUUAGGGCAAAAAUUAAAAAAAUAUAUAAUUUCUUCAAAUUCUAGUUUGAAAUUGCUUUCAACGGUUAUUUAGAUAAAUGUCUUACCUGAAUCAGUUUACAUUUGCCUAAAGAAGCAUUAAAUGCUUUGCGUAAAAUACAAUUUACAAUCGGAACGAACUUUUGAAAGACCCUGUGGUCGAAGUGGGACAUAAGGGACCAGUCAUAAUUUAAGUUGGAGGGGGGAGUGGAGGAGAAAUUGUUUUUUAUUCCAAAUUUUUUCCAGACCCCACUACUAGCACCCAUGUUUUUUAGGUACCCCCCCCCCCCUUCAAUCAUGUUAAAAGAUUUAAGGGCCCCCCUUUCUUAUACAUAAUACCCAAAUGGUAAUAACAAAUAACAUUUUCUUUACUUUACCGCUCUUACUCACUGUCACUUCCGAAUGUGCCAACUAACAACAGAGAAGCACUUCACACUAAACUGAGAAAGAGAUUUCACGUAUAGCCUCUCAAACUGCUUAUAGAGCAAGGAUAUAUCAGUGAUUGUGUUAUAAUUGAGAUAAGACAAGCCAUCGAAAGGUGAGAGGCCGACAGGACGACUUCAAGGAAGAAAGAAGAUAAUCAGCCAAAGCUUACUGCUUUUUAUAUGAGCAGUACAUGCUCUAAUAGCGAAAAACUUGACGGUGACACAGACAGUGAGUCCGCAUCAACCUCAUCUACAAAUAAUGAUUCGGAUAGUGAGAUUGCAUAACAUGACUUUAUGCAUGUUAUCAUUUGUUAAAAUGCCGAUUAAAUUGUUUCAGUGUUACACAAUACUGGAUGUUGUGUUGAUGCACCUACCUAUUUGAGCAUUAAAUCUUUUUGUAAAAAUGCUGAUUAAAUUGUUUUAGUAUUACACAAUAUAGGACUUUGUGUAAAACUGAAUCAAAGUCAGGUCCUUUAAUACUCAAACAUCAUGCUGCUCAGUAGGGAUGCUACUUAAAAGAAACUUGAAGAACCCCCAAGGUCAUCUUUUGGCAUUUUAAGGCCCCCCAUAUUCCAUCCCAAAAAAAUUGAAGGCCCCCCAAUUUCUCCUCCCCCCUCCAACUUAAAUUAUGACUGGUCCCUAACAGCUUGUCUCAACGCUGAAGCAUUUGACAUAUUUUGUACGUGACAACGUAGAGCCGGUCUGCCCUUUCAUAAACUUCUUGCAUUUGAAUAAUGCGCAAUUAAAUGGAACUUAAAGGAACAGUAUCCCGUUACUGCGCAUGCACCAAACUUUGAUUUUUGGACAGGAUGUCGCGAAAUCAAAAGAUGCGAGGAGAGUAAGAGAAUCUUGAAAAAUCCGUUUGCAUCGCGCUUGGCCGGGUUCAAUACGACACUAAACCUUCUCAGGAUUAUAGAUCAAUGAUAUAUUGUUCCUGUUAAGUUUCGAUUUGGGCAAAAUCUGGAUUUUUUGGCGUUACUUUUAUUGCCGUUGGCCGGAGGACCAAAAGAUUAGAAGCACUUUGAUGCCGAUUGAAGGCUUAUUUCUUCUGCUAGCUUCCAUACAAGCUCAGAUAAUUGUGAAAGGAAUACGCAGAAAUGAAACAGCAACAAUAAAGACUGUAAGAAAGAAACCUUUGAGACAUUGAUGUGACUGAGGAGAUCUUGUGGAGGGGAGCUUCGUGAAGCAGAAUGUUUUCCAACGACGCGUUAGUAAACUUUUGAAUGAAUCUCCCUACGGCCGACAAAAUCGAACAAACAGGCGCUACUUGUUUUGAAAAACUAGUGACAUGAAAUCAUAAUAUCAUUUUUGACUAACCUUUGUGAUGAUUCAUAGCGUUGAGAUUGCAUUUUUAUUUAUGUCUUUCAAACGUUUGAGGCUAGAACGCGAGCAAAUCAGGCAGAUAUUACUGGACUUGGAGCUACUGACCUCUGACACGAGUUUCAAAUUAGAAGAUAUGUUUUUAAAGCGAGCGGAACGAGAUUUUCGGGUCGCGAGGCGGCCCAGCUAGCGAUAAAAUCGCGAUGAGUCUUCGAACCGCGAGCCAAAUUUUUAUAUACGACGAAAGACUUCUUCGAAAGUGUGAAAUAUUACUUGAGAAUAUAAACAACAAAUCUCUGUCGGCGGUGCGGUCCGGAAGGAAAUCUUGUCGAGUCAAUUUGACAGUUCUAUUGUCUUUUGAAGAAAAAACAGAUGACGCUCGCGCGUGCGCAUAAUCGGGACACUGUCCCUUUAAGCUUUUGAAUCGCACACACGCGAAAAUAUUGACAUAGUUCGCGACGUUAGUAUUUUCCAUUGUUGUUGCCUUCUGUCAGUGCAAAACCAGCGGGUUUAGCUUGUCAGGAAUAUUUAGGCUGUACACGUGACCAGACGAUGCCAGGGCCUUUCCCCGCCCCACCCAUUUUUUUUAGGGAAAAGCCCUGGGGACGAGGUUGACUCACCAUUAUCUACAUCACCCUCAUCGUUUUUUUCAUCCUCAUCUUCACCUUCAUCUUCAUCAUCAUCAUCGCCAUCCUCAUUCUUAUCCUAAUCUUUAUCUACAUAAUCAUGACAAACCCUACUGUUUAGUGUUUCUAAAUGCUCCGUCUUUGAUCUGCUAGGUGGUACUCUCGACGUGACUGUGCAUGAGAUCCAAGAAAACGGUACAAUAAAGGAGAUCCAUCAAGCAACUGGCGGUCCUGCUGGUGGACAAAAUAUAAAUAUCAAGUUCAGAGAACUUCUGGAAAAAAUUUGUAGCAAACGAAUAAUUGAAGAUUAUAUCCGUGAACAUCCAGUCGAUUGGUUGUACUUAAUGAAUGACUUUGAGGUCAAAAAACGCGGAAAACGGGUCUCUCAAGGAGCAACCACAAGAAUUCGUUUGCCAAACAGCUUUGUGAGCAAAUUCUCGAUUGGAAAGGGCUGGGAUAUAAACACAUUUAUCCAAGAGCAUUACAGUCUUGACCACAUCAAGGUUCAACGGAACGAGUACCUUUGUCUUGAAGCAAAAGUCAUGAGAGAACUUUUUGACCCAGUCUUGGAUCAAAUAAAUACACAUCUCUCAAACCUUUUUGCCAUGGAGAACUUGUCUGGAGUUAAAUACGUCUUUCUUGUCGGAGGGUUUGCGGAGUCAGCACUACUUCAAGAGAGAAUAAAAAGGCAUUUCGGCCACAGUUAUCGCAUUAUGGUUCCUCAGAACGCCUCACUUGCAGUUGUCCAAGGAGCCGUUAUGUUUGGCCAAAACCCUGAGGUCUUCCAGUCUAGAGUAAUGACUGCUUCCUAUGGCAUCCGUGUACACAGGCUAUUUCUCGAUGGUCUUCAUCCCGAGUCCAAAAAAAUUGUCGUCAACGGGAUCUCCAGAUGCAAAGAUAUCUUCUUCAAGUUCGUGAAAGUGGACGAGGUGGUAAGAGUCGGCGAAAUUCGUCGUUUCCCUGGCUUUGCACCUUUGACAGGAGACCAAAAGCGAAUUAAGGUCGAUUUCUACCGGUCGGAAAUCGCUGAAGCGGAAUUUGUUACAGAUUACGGCGUACAGAAGGUCCCCUGCCAAGGAUUGGUACUAGAGACACCGGAAGCUUGGAAAACGAGAGACAUCGAAAUAAACUUGAGCUUUGGAGGAACGGAAAUAAAGGUGACAGUUGUUAAUCCAACAAGUAAUAAGCAGUGCACUGCUUACCUGGACUUCUUAACCAAAAAUGAGUAG